AUGUUUUUUUUUUCCCCUUCCAAAACCUCAAACAUAAUCUCCUUCUUCUUUAACUCCCAUAUCUAUGUCAGGUACGUGAGAUUCGGACCCAAUUCUUCCACCGCCUCAACAAAAUCCGCUACAUCUCCCACCCGGCCGUCCGCAGCUGCGGGCGCGGGUGCGAUUGUAGGUUUAGGUGCGCCAUCGCUUGCAGUUGGCGGUAGCAAUAGCAGCGGCGCGGGGGGGAAAGGGACGUACAGUUCAGAGUGGAAGUCGCACUUCACGGGGUCGAAUGUAGCUGGUAGUGGUAAUGGUGUUGGUGAAGAGUCGGGCCAGUUGCCGAUUUACCUGUCAAUAUACAAGCAGAAGAACGAUGUGGAGCCCGUAGUGCGAUACCCGUUAUCUUCAAUCGCAUCUUGCUAUAUCGGCGACGUAGCCGGGAGACACAAGAAAAAGUCCGUAGUCCUACCCACGCUAGUAGUCAACCUUCGUACCGAACCAGCUCUGUCAUCAUCCCGCUCAUUUCGGCGGCGAAGCCAUGACAUGCCGCCAAAAGAUAGCGUGAAGAGGGAAUCGCCAGGAAAGGAAACGCUGCUCUUCAGACCGGGGUCGGAGGCCAAUUCGCUGGAAAGAUGGGCGCGGGAAAUUCAAUCCUAUUUAAUACCUAGUUCAUCACACUCCAACGCAACGGUGAACACUCUGGAAUCUGCCUUCCGGGAGAAAUUCAGCGACCCCGAUGACAUACCCGGUUCAUCGUCGUCACUGUUCAUCAUUAACGGCGAGCCGACCACAGCAUUGCUUAGUCCCUCACUGCGCUCGAUGGCUAGUAACUUGUCAAGCAUAGAUUCGGAUGAUAACGGCAGUCUGCUAAGUAGCCCAGCGUCGGAAAUGAACUCACCAAAAGACCUGGAUAGGGCGGACCGACGGCCGAGUCUGCACAUCGCGACCAAGCUCCGAAACUACAUGGGCCCCGCGUCGCCCGCAUCGCCCGCAUCACCCGACAUCGCCAACACUAACGGCUUCCCUAGCAUGCACACAGCAUCCCUAAACCCCACCCGCACCACCUCUCCCACCGCCGAUCCGGUACCCGCUCGCCGCGAGACCAUCCUGGACCGGUUUUUCUCGACAGCCCCGUCCAGCCCAUCGACGACCUCGGCCCCAGUUCCCAUGAACUCAAUAGCCCGCUUCGAGGCACUAAUAGAAGACAUGGAAUCCGGCGAGCUCCGCGCCCGCGACGAAUCCCUGAGCAUAAGAAACCACCCUCGCCGAAUCCCGAGCCCGACCCAACGCGCACUUGAAUACGUCUCAACUGGCUACCUGGACGAACCCUCCCCCUCCCCUCCUUCUUCACUUUCAUCAUCAACUAGCACCAUGGACCCCGUCGACACGACCCACCUCUCCCCGGAUGACCCCCGGCUCCCUUCCCCCCUAACGGAAUCCCUCGGCCUAACCCUCUCGCGCCAGCCUUCGGAAGCCUCUCUGGGCACAACGACCAGCGUCACGAACUCGCAGGCGGAGACUCAAUCGCAGUCGCUCGGUGUGUCGAAUAGCAAGCGCCACUCGCUCGCCGAGUUUUCCAUGGUGCGAAUCGCCACGCCGCCGCUUUUUCAGAUCGCAGGGUCGAGGAGGGGAUCGCAUUCUGAUAUACCGAGGACGUCGGAGUCGUAUGAUGAUGGGCCGGCGCCCCUUGCCACCCCGAAUUUCUCGUCGCAUCCCAGGAUUGCCAGGGCGCUAUUUGGAGGGUUUUCGUUUUGAGUGCGGGGGGCUCUGGAUUGGGUGUUUUUUUUGUUCUUUUCAGUGUAUGUGUAGGGUAUUGGGGGGAAUAGGGGAGGUGAUGAGGUGAAGGUUUUUUUUUUGUUAUUCCGGCGUUGAAUUUUAUGUUUUUGUUAAUUCAUUGAGCGGGGUCGCGUCAUGUUUUAUUCUGUCUGAUGGAGAUGAGAUGGCAAUCCUUUUCUUAUCACUUUUCCUCCCUUUCCCCCCACCGAGGGAGAGGCAAGGGAGGUACUGUUGGACCAUCAUGUUGACUUACUACUGGUCUAGUUUGUCAUGUCCAGUGGUUUCUCACCCCUCUCUCGGACCUUUGUUUACUAUUCUCUCCUAUCUCCUCUCUUGAGGCAUGGCCCAUAUUCUUGUACAGUAUCUUUUUCUUUUUUCUUUUUCUUUUUUCCUUGCUAUUCUGUUUAGCGAGCGAGUGAUAGUAGAAGACUGAACGGCUCGGGCCGAGAUGGGGGGUGCUUGGUAUGAUAGUAUGGUAGCAAAGCGUAGUAUAACAGACAGGCGCGAGGAAGCAGCAAGCGAACAAGCAAGCGAGAAAUGUAGCAUAGACUAACAAAUAAUACCAUACCAUUAUCAAUAGUUCA
Tuber melanosporum (Perigord truffle) is the source of this 2339-nucleotide messenger RNA. RefSeq lists its product as uncharacterized. The record is from RefSeq and is a predicted model, not a curated record. The transcript is spliced from 4 exons. Bases 1 to 1734 code for a protein of 577 amino acids. Lineage: Eukaryota; Fungi; Ascomycota; Pezizomycetes; Pezizales; Tuberaceae.